This is a messenger RNA of Exaiptasia diaphana, 979 nucleotides long. Its product is annotated as trace amine-associated receptor 13c-like. The coding region runs from base 1 to 798 and encodes 265 amino acids. Lineage: Eukaryota; Metazoa; Cnidaria; Anthozoa; Actiniaria; Aiptasiidae. Gene Ontology annotation, molecular function: G protein-coupled receptor activity. Gene Ontology annotation, cellular component: membrane. The record is from RefSeq and is a predicted model, not a curated record. Gene Ontology annotation, biological process: G protein-coupled receptor signaling pathway. The transcript has 2 exons.
AUGAAAGUCAAUAAUUCUAGUUCGUUGGUAUCGAGUAUUGAGUUAUCAAAAAGUCAAGGAAUUGCAUGGGUUGUGGUGUUUAGUUUUGAGGCUUUGGUGAUUAUAAUAGCUAACAGUGCUACGCUUGCCGUUUUUAUCACAAGCAAAUACAUCCGUAAGCGAAGCACCUACUGCCUGAUCAACUUAUCCAUCGCUGAUCUGCUGAUUGGAGGUGUACCAAUGCCGUUAUGGGUUUAUCUCAUUGGGUGUCAUCAUCGACUGUGGGCNAACAGCGCACGGAAUUUGGAAGUUCUCAUUUCCUUAUCCUCAUUUUUGUCGCUGUUUGUAUUGAAAAACAAAGCAUUAUCCACAUACAUCCCUAUGAUAGCCAUAUCUCUCUCAGUUGUCKUACUGUGCUUGGCCUAUUCCUCUAUCUGGAUGUCGUUUCGAAUGAACUCCUUUGAACGUAGAUCAUUAUCUAAUCGAGUUAUGAUGUUCGAUAGAAAACUUGCUAAGACACUGCUUAUUGUAACUGCGGCCUCCCUGAUCACCUGGCUACCAUUCGCCAUAGUCAGUAUGUCUGCAAGCUUUUACAACAUUAUGUUUGAUUUCCAUAUUGUCCUUGCUGUGAAAAUGCUCCAUUAUACCAACUCGUUGAUCAAUCCAGUCAUYUAUACUCUUAGAAUAACAGAGUUUAGACGUGCAAUGCUUUGUUUGUUUACAACGAGAGGAGAAUUGAUAUUACGCAGAGAAAAAACGAGUUUUCUGCAGAAACAAAGACAGAAAGACAGAAGUACAACCGCAGAAACGCGAUUGUAACAAUAAUGGAUCAAAGCGUUAAGAAUCGCAACAGAAAACUAUAGCUAUAACAAGAACAAAAUCUGCACUAAAAAAUGAAAAAUAAAAAUUCGCAGAAGAAAAGAGAGCUGACAAAGGGAUCUUCGUGACAAGACUUUCUUUCAUUUUUCAGUAAAGUUGUUUUUUUCAGAAAAGUGCUGUU